AUGCAAGUUGUGAGUUUAAACCAAUCACCAAAUAAUUCACGAUGUUAUCUUGGUGUUAAAUUUCUAUCGACAAAUCUAGGCGGAGGGACACCAACAAAUUCUAUGUACAUAUUCGUAAUAUGUGAACGUUUUAAAAUCAAACCCGAAACAGUUAAACGUCUCAAUAACCACCAUAUUCGACAGAUUAUUAUUAUACGAUUUACUGUUCUUAAGUUAUGUUCACUUUAUUGGUUACAGUCUCUCAAGUUCACAGCCACUUUUUGGCUUGGUCUUGUAUAA
Molecule: messenger RNA, 279 nt
Organism: Schistosoma haematobium
Lineage: Eukaryota; Metazoa; Platyhelminthes; Trematoda; Strigeidida; Schistosomatidae
Exons: 4
Coding region: 1-279 (92 amino acids)
Source: RefSeq, a predicted model, not a curated record